Messenger RNA from Tarenaya hassleriana, 2140 nucleotides. Its product is annotated as nicotinate phosphoribosyltransferase 1. The record is from RefSeq and is a predicted model, not a curated record. The transcript is spliced from 15 exons. NCBI's taxonomy places the organism in Eukaryota, Viridiplantae, Streptophyta, Magnoliopsida, Brassicales, Cleomaceae. Bases 219 to 1898 code for a protein of 559 amino acids. Gene Ontology annotation, biological process: NAD+ biosynthetic process. Gene Ontology annotation, molecular function: nicotinate phosphoribosyltransferase activity.
CGUUUUUUUUUUGUUCUUAGCCAAAGAAAAAAAAAACUCGGACACUCUCCCCUAAAUUGCAUCCCUCGUACACAGCCACGGACCUAUACUUACACAGAGAUACACAUAUAUUUAUCGUUAUACGCAGAGACGUGAUCCACUUGUUAACACAUUCGAUUGAAGCCCUAGCGUCGGCGUAUUUGAAUCGCGUUUUCUAGGCGGAGACGGAGGAUCCGAUUAUGGAGCGGAGAGAGAAUGGUCCGGAGAUGAAGCAAUCGGGUCGGGUCGUGGACGGACCCACGAACCCGAUGGUGACUCCUCUGCUCAACGAUCUCUACCAGUUCACCAUGGCUUACGCUUACUGGAAAGCCGGAAAGCACGACGAGCGAUCCGUGUUUGAUUUGUAUUUCCGUAAGAACCCUUUCGGCGGUGAAUACACCGUGUUUGCCGGCUUGGAAGAAUGCAUCAAGUUCCUCGCGAAUUUCAAAUUGACCGAGGAAGAGAUUGUUUUCGUCCGUGAUUCGUUGCCUGGUUGCGAGGAAGCUUUCUGCGAUUAUCUUCGAGGAAUUGAUUGUUCUGACGUCGAAGUGUAUGCCAUUUCGGAAGGAUCGGCUGUUUUCCCAAAGGUGCCUCUGAUGAGAGUAGAAGGUCCAGUAGGUGUUGUCCAACUGUUGGAAACUCCAUUCCUGAACCUUGUCAAUUAUGCAUCCUUGGUGGCUACAAAUGCAGCAAGACAUCGAUUUGUUGCUGGAAAAUCCAAAAUUCUGCUCGAGUUUGGUGCUCGAAGGGCUCAGGGACCUGAUGGUGCUAUAAGUGCGUCAAAGUACUGCUACAUGGGAGGGUUUGAUGCAACAAGCAAUGUUGCCGCCGGAAGGCUGUUUGGGAUACCUAUCCGUGGAACACACUCCCAUGCUUUUGUGAGCUCAUUCAUGAGCCUCGAUGAGAUUGUUGACAAAGCACUUCACAGUUCAGACGGAAAAAGCACGUGUGAAGAUUUCGUUGCUCUGGUUCAGACAUGGCUAACUAAAAUUCAGUAUUCGCCCUCUUUACGAGGCAUUUUUUCUGAGACGAAUCAAAGUGAGCUGGCGGCAUUCACUUCGUACGCACUGGCGUUCCCCAAGGCCUUUCUUGCCCUCGUAGACACGUACGACGUGAUGAAGAGUGGAAUUCCUAACUUCUGUGCAGUUGCUCUAGCACUGAAUGACUUGGGAUACAAGGCAUUAGGCAUUAGACUGGAUUCGGGCGACUUGGCAUAUCUAUCUACCGAAGUCAGGAACUUCUUUCACAUUAUAGAGAGAGAAUUUAAGGUGCCGGAUUUUGGGAAGAUGGGCAUUACCGCUAGUAACGAUCUGAACGAAGAGACGAUCGAUGCGUUAAACAAACAGGGACAUGAGGUGGAUGCCUUUGGUAUCGGGACCUACUUAGUAACUUGCUAUUCACAAGCCGCAUUAGGUUGUGUCUUCAAGCUUGUGGAGAUAAACAAUCAACCUCGUAUCAAACUUUCCGAGGACGUUACAAAGGUGUCUAUACCAUGUAAAAAAAGAUGUUACAGAUUAUACGGCAAAGAGGGUUACCCACUGGUGGACAUAAUGACUGGAGAGAAUGAACCGCCUCCAAAGGUCGGUGAACGUUUGCUGUGCCGUCACCCGUUCAACGAAUCGAAAAGAGCGUAUGUGGUGCCUCAGCGUGUUGAAGAGCUCUUGAAAUGUUACUGGCGUGGGAAUGCAGACAAAGCGAGAGAAGAGCUGCCCCCUUUAGAAAAGAUAAGAGAACGAUGCAUCACACAGCUUGAGAACAUGAGACCUGAUCAUAUGAGGAGAUUAAACCCUACUCCGUACAAGGUUAGCGUAAGCGCGAAGUUAUACGACUUCAUUCACUUCCUAUGGCUGAAUGAGGCUCCCGUCGGCGAGCUGCAGUGAAGAAAAAACGUCGGUAUUAUCAUCGGUUGAGAAAGGGCAAUGGAACGUGGGUAAAAAUGUAUAUACCACAGUUCAAAUUUACCUGGAUUCACCAUACUAGUUGUUUUACUGAAAAUCUUUACUAUAGACGAUUUGUCAGUUUGUUCUUUCCUUUUUGUCGGGUUUCAUCUGGUUACUUUGAUUGUGAUUUUUGUACCCGGAAGUAAACUAAAAGCUUGUCUGAAUAAAAUGAUUCUGUAUCA